CUCACGGAAACCCUAGAUUCAGCCUUUCCUAUAAAUUCCAUGCGAAACCCUACCCCUACCGUCUUGCUCGCACCUCGCAGGCGACGAUGUCGAAGAGAGGACGUGGAGGAUCGGCGGGGAACAAGUUCCGUAUGUCACUGGGUCUGCCGGUAGCGGCGACCGUGAAUUGCGCGGACAACACCGGUGCGAAGAACCUCUACAUCAUAUCAGUGAAGGGAAUCAAGGGUAGGCUGAACCGCUUGCCGUCGGCAUGCGUCGGAGACAUGGUGAUGGCCACCGUGAAGAAGGGAAAGCCCGAUCUUAGGAAGAAGGUCAUGCCCGCCGUCAUUGUCCGACAGCGCAAACCCUGGCGCCGAAAGGACGGUGUCUAUAUGUACUUCGAAGACAAUGCUGGUGUUAUUGUUAAUCCAAAGGGAGAGAUGAAAGGUUCUGCUAUUACUGGCCCAAUUGGGAAGGAGUGUGCUGACCUGUGGCCUAGGAUUGCUAGUGCAGCCAAUGCCAUAGUCUAAGUUUUUAAUCUAUGUUUAAGUCCUGUUGAUUGAGGUCGAUUUUUAGUUUAGACUGGGAUUUAGAAAGAUACUUGUUGAAAAGGUGCGUGAGUUGUCAAAUUUCUUUUCUUGUUUGGAUCAUAUGUAUCUUUUUAAUUUUUUGGCAAUCAAGAAUUUUAAUUUGGUUUUA
Diospyros lotus (date-plum) is the source of this 678-nucleotide messenger RNA. Its product is annotated as 60S ribosomal protein L23. Gene Ontology annotation, molecular function: structural constituent of ribosome; large ribosomal subunit rRNA binding. Gene Ontology annotation, biological process: translation. Bases 87 to 509 code for a protein of 140 amino acids. Lineage: Eukaryota; Viridiplantae; Streptophyta; Magnoliopsida; Ericales; Ebenaceae. The record is from RefSeq and is a predicted model, not a curated record. Gene Ontology annotation, cellular component: cytosolic large ribosomal subunit; ribosome. The transcript is spliced from 4 exons.